AUGUGGAAACACCGCGUGCAGAAACCCAAAGCGAGCGCGAGCUACCGCUCCAACAUCUCGACCAAGAAGAACUCGCAACUCGUUGCAUCGUCGUGGAACGACCGCGAACCCCCUGCGCCACCUCUGCCCUUGUCCGUCUCGCUCUGUGGCCUCGUGGCCAAUGCCGAAGCCGUGCACGACCGCCUUGGCCUUAGUACUUGCAUUGACAUUGCCACGGCCGCGCAACUUCCUUCGUGUCGCGGCGACAAGCGAGCGCAGUGGAAACGCCUCGAACGCUCGACGGCCUUCACGCUGCUCAAUCGAAAAGACCACGUCUUGGCACUUGCUCAAGUUGAAGCGAGCAUUGAAGAGAUCACACGCAUCUUGGGCGCCACGACCGACCACUCGCAUGCGGCGAGCAUGACGGGUCUCUACGACGACGGCUUCAUUGCCGGCUCCGUGGCCUACGUCCAGCGGCCGCGCGAUUUCCAGGAAGACCAGGAGUAUCACCACUUGGCCGUGAAAGCCACAAACUUUGUGCACUCGCGCUUGCUCGGGAAGAACGAGCAGUGGUGCUACGCCGAGAUAUUGCGGCGCCACGCCGAUGGCAAUAGCUUCACCUUGACCCAGGGCUCGCUCACGACGCAGCAGGCACUGUCUUUGCCGGCUCGUUCGGCUCUAAAAGGUACGUCGCAACGGGUGGCGCAGCUUCGAAACGUCAGUGCUGCCUACUCGGUCGAGCGCCAACCAGGCAGCCAUAGCCUUCAGGUUGUCUUUCAUGCUGCCUAUACCCUGCAGCCCUCUAAGCUCGACGAGUCCUUCUACGACGUCCGUGGUACGCCCGUCGUGAGCCGCAAAGCCGCGCAGAUCCGGUUGCUCCGCCUCGGCCGCAGCAUUGCCCACCUGCCGCAACUCGUGCGCCGACGGCGCUUUGGCGUCCAAAUCUAUGCCGACCGCUCGGCCUGCAACGUCCGCAACGCCCGGUGCACGUGUUGCACACAAAAGCUCGUGGCGUUCUUUGUCCCGCGGACGCAGUGCUACUUGUGCGGCUACUACGUCUGCACGAGCUGUGCCGCGUCGGAAGAGAUGGAGAUCCACAAUGGACAGAUCACGACGAUCAAUAUCUGCGCGCGGUGCCGCUUGAGCGUCGAAGGGUGUGACUACGAGCACAUGAUGUCGGUGAAUGCCGGACCCGAAUGUGUCGUGCCGGACCUGUCGUCGAGUCCGACGACAACGGCCGCCACGGAGUACCUCUCGUCGCCCACGUCGUCGAACUGCACGGCAGAGCUCUCGCCGAGCUCUUCAGUGAGUUCCGACGCCUCGUCAAGUCAAUUGCUGGCCGACCUGCUGGAACAGGUGUCGAACGACGAAGCCAAAGCCGGUCGGCGUCGCGCGGCGCUGACGGUCCUCGCGCAGCUUAUGCUGGCGGACCAAGACAAGACGCAAAUGCAAGUCGACAAGAACGCAAAGCUACUGCAAGACGCGUGCUCUUCGCCCCAGUGUUUGGACGCGUCGAAGGUCGCACUGGACGUCUCGAAGCGGCCGAAGGAUCUCGCUGCGUGUCAGUUUGCAAGCGCAGCGGCGCGGCCGUACCAAAUGACACCUGCGGUCGUGGAGAAGAACGCGGCACCGAAUGCAGAGGUUGAGCCGUUUGUGUACCCUGUGCCGCUGAACGAAGAGGUGCGGCUGAACGCGAUUGAGCAAUUGCGGCUCCAGGACAUUGUCGACGUCCCUGAGCUCAACGUGAUUUGCGCCCUCGCGGCUGCGGAAAUGCAGUGCCCCCACAGCGUCGUGACGCUCGUGGAGCGAGAGAUUGUGCGCUUGCUGGCAACGAAUGCACCCGAUGUGUGGGACGUCGGGAGCCGGAACCCGCGCGAGCAGACGUUCUGCCAGCACUUUGUCAUGGAGGACAAGCCACUGCUCGUGCGUCACGCUGAAGCCGACGUGCGCUUUUACCACAUUGCGCCCGUGAAGCGAAUGAGUCUGCGGUUCUACGCAGGGUUCCCCAUCUACGUCACGAUGAAAGGCAGUCGUGAGCGAAUUGUCGUGGGUGCGCUGUGCUGCAUGGACGGGAAGCCCCAUGAGAUGACGCGGUCGCAGUACUGGCGACUUACGAAACUCGCGACGGCAGCGUCCGAGAUCCUCGAGCGACUCGCGAACGAGCGCCUGGCAUGCUAA
Messenger RNA from Hyaloperonospora brassicae, 2157 nucleotides. NCBI's taxonomy places the organism in Eukaryota, Oomycota, Peronosporomycetes, Peronosporales, Peronosporaceae. The record is from the annotation of a GenBank genome assembly.